UAACCAUGGUAACCACUUGUUAAUCUGUAUUCUAGUGCAACAUCUUGUAAUGAGAACUACAAGUAAGUAAGUAGCUAAUAUUUAUGAGCAGAAUAACUGACUUGCCUAAAAGAGGCUGACUUGCCUAUCAAAAAACAGCAUUGAGCUCAUUGGCAAUCAAUAGUGGUUUUAGAAUUAGUAAACAAAGGAUUAGUUCAUUUAGAGGCUAGCAUAUAUACAGGUGCUUUUUAAAUUGUUGUUCGGUUAUGUCCCCGGUAAUGGGACACUGGAUACCACCAUCCUAUCUUGAGUUACGUUCUGGCUGUGUUCUUAAAUUAAACUCUACUAUUGGAGCCAAGUUAAAAAGGAAAGAAGACAAAAUUUCCGAUCCCUUACUAGAAUGUUCUCGACAGCUGUUGGAAUUGCCAUGAAAUAAAGCUCUUUGAUCCCGUUUCAGGGCAACUGAUCUUCUAUUGACAUAAACUGGUGCACUCAAGCCUCUUCAUGGCCAGUGUUGUCCCAUCAGUAGCAUCCUCGAAAGAGACGACCAAUUACUCUCGUUUGUGUCGCCUUCUGGUUGAUAUUUGUUCUCAGGCCCUAAGAGACACAUUCGAUGGUAUUCAUGCGUCCGGAAGUCUUCACACAGUUUUGGCCAGUCGCCCUGUUCACAGUACUCUUCAAGCCCUUUUCAAAGGGAAGAAAAAGAUCUUAAACCCAGCACAGUGGUGCAAAUUGUAUCCUGCCAUAGCAUCUUCUGUGUCUUCGGCAACUUUUGAUAUCACACUUUUGAUGGUUCUCCUUAGAAAUAUAUGCGAUUUGAGACCUCCAGCAAAUGGCUGGGGCAACCUUCCAUCUGAAGAAGACAAGAGUCUUGAGGCUGACAUUGUCCGCAUAAAGUAUUUCAGAAAUACUGUGUAUGCUCUCGCAGGGCAGGCCUCUGUUAAUGAUGCAACAUUCAACACCCAUUGGCAGAACAUCCGAGCAGUACUAGUGAGAUUAGGGGGAGCCAAGUAUGAAGAUGCAAUUGACAAAUUGAAGACUGAGUGUAUGGACCCUGUUAUUGAGGAACACUAUAAAGAGCUUCUACAGCAAUGGAAAAAGGACGAGUACGUCAUUAAGGAACAGCUGCGUGAAAUGGGAGAAGAUAUCAAGUAUAUCAAGGAGGCAUUAAGAGUCGCUUUAAAUAAGCAUGGGGAGGAGGAGGUACAUCCUGAAAUGGAACAUAGAAGGCAACCUGGCAGCGAAUGUGUCACUUGUGCACCGGAGGCCACAGGAUCAAAACGUUCAUCACCUGGUCCAUCACGGCGGACUUCAGCACAACAAGACCAGACUCCAGGGACCAGUUCAGAGAAUGAUCCUCAAAAUGAAAUAUCGCGUGAAAGAAGUUUUGUAGAGAAAGGUACCAUUGGUGCUGCUACCUGCGAUCAUUGUGCAUUACCAGGUACAAUUGUUUGUAGGAACUGUCUGAAAAUUGUGUGCAUAGGGUGUAUGAAAAUCUUUUCCACCGAUCUUUGCGAAACAACCAAUGGGCAGCACGCGUUUGUAAGGUUGAAGGACAAAACAUCGGGUGAUUCCAAAGCAUAUUACAGCCAAGAGUCUGGCAAUACAAAUGAAGCCUCUGGGGAUGGAGAAAAAGAUUGGCCGUGUUCCCGAUGUACCUAUCUGAAUGAUCCAGAACACAGAAUAUGCGUCGUCUGUAGCACAACUCGUGGAAUUGGCGUUGUAGAAAGUGCAAAACCUGGGAGCAGAGUAUGCAGGAAGUGUACUCUACACAAUGAAGAGACAGUAGCGGUGUGCACAGCCUGCCACAGCCCAUUGACCAAGAGUAUGACGGUUUUGUAGAGAAGAGCGUGGUAGUUCGAUCUCGACAUGACAAUUGAAUAAAGUUGCAGACAUAAAAUAUAACGUUAACUGGCACCUAAUCCAGUUCAUCAUCAUCAGUUAGUUUAGUCGUCCAAAACAGGCUGGAAGUAGAGUCUAGCGCAUGUCAUAACCAGGAGAACGCAAAAGCGUAUAGUGAUAUCUAAAAUUAAUCAAGCGCGAGGUGAGUGUUGUAACUUUUAUAAAACGUACCUUUUCUUUUAUUAUUCUUAUCGCCGAAAAGCUCAUCC
Orbicella faveolata is the source of this 2090-nucleotide messenger RNA. RefSeq lists its product as uncharacterized. The record is from RefSeq and is a predicted model, not a curated record. Lineage: Eukaryota; Metazoa; Cnidaria; Anthozoa; Scleractinia; Merulinidae.